This is a messenger RNA of Nannospalax galili (Upper Galilee mountains blind mole rat), 2307 nucleotides long. It is a transcript of the gene Clptm1l, whose product is annotated as CLPTM1 like. The transcript is spliced from 17 exons. NCBI's taxonomy places the organism in Eukaryota, Metazoa, Chordata, Mammalia, Rodentia, Spalacidae. Bases 230 to 1819 code for a protein of 529 amino acids. Gene Ontology annotation, cellular component: endomembrane system; membrane. The record is from RefSeq and is a predicted model, not a curated record.
CCAGGAGGCCGCGCGUCCACUUCCGGCGGCGGCGCCGGUCCCGGAAGCGGUUGUCGGCGAAUCCUGCGGCGCCGGGUGUGGGCGGCGGGAGUAUGCAGGGUGGCCGGCUGCCCGCGCUUGGCGCGUUGGUUUCCUCGAGGCGGCGGCGACGGCGCGCGGCGGCUCUCCCGUGAGCUGCGGGCGGCUGCGGGGCGCGGGCGGUGGGGCUCGACCCGCGGGCGGCGGCGCCAUGUGGAGCGGCCGCAGCUCCUUCACCAGCCUGGUGGUGGGCGUGUUUGUGGUGUACGUGGUGCACACUUGCUGGGUCAUGUACGGUAUUGUCUACACCCGCCCGUGCGCGGGUGACGCCAACUGCAUCCAGCCCUACCUGGCACGGCGACCCAAGCUGCAGCUGAGUGUUUAUACCACCACGAGAUCCAGCCUUGGUGCAGAGAACAACGUGGACCUGGUCUUGAACGUGGAAGACUUUGAUGUGGAGUCCAAAUUUGAAAGGACAGUUAACGUUUCUGUACCAAAGAAAACAAGAAACAAUGGGACAUUGUACGCAUAUAUUUUCCUACAUCAUGCUGGGAUUCUGCCGUGGCACGAUGGGAAACAGGUACACCUGGUCAGUCCUCUGACUACCUACAUGAUCCCCAAACCGGAAGAAAUUAACCUGCUCACUGGGGAGUCUGCCGCUCAGCAGCAGAUAGAAGCAGAUAAGAAGCCAUCCAAUGCCCUGGACGAGCCUGUCUCUCACUGGAGACCCAGGUUGACACUGAAUGUGAUGGUGGAUGACUUUGUCUUUGAUGGGUCCUCCUUGCCUGCAGAUGUGCAUCGGUACAUGAAGAUGAUUCAACUUGGGAAGACGGUACACUACCUCCCUAUCCUGUUCAUUGACCAGCUAAGCAACCGAGUGAAGGACCUCAUGAUGAUAAACCGCUCCACCACCGAGCUGCCGCUCACUGUGUCCUACGACAAGAUCUCACUGGGGCGGCUACGCUUCUGGAUCCACAUGCAGGACGCCGUGUAUUCGCUGCAGCAGUUCGGAUUUUCAGAAAAGGACGCUGAUGAAAUAAAGGGAAUUUUUGUAGACACCAACUCGUAUCUCUUAGCACUGACAUUCUCUGUCGCAGCAUUUCAUCUUCUCUUUGAUUUUCUGGCAUUUAAAAAUGACAUCAGCUUCUGGCAGAAAAAGAAGAGCAUGAUUGGAAUGUCCACCAAAGCAGUGCUCUGGCGCUGUUUCAGCACCGUGGUUAUCUUCCUCUUCCUGUUGGAUGAGCAGACAAGCCUGCUGGUGCUGAUCCCUACAGGUAUUGGGGCUGCCAUUGAGCUUUGGAAAGUGAAGAAAGCAUUGAAGAUGACAGUGGCCUGGAGGGGUCUGAGGCCCAUGUUUCAGUUUGGCACCUGCAGUGAGUCUGAGAAGAUGACGGAGAAGUAUGACACCCAGGCCAUGAAGUACUUGUCUUACCUGCUCUACCCUCUCUGUGUUGGGGGUGCUGUCUACUCACUCCUGAAUAUCAAGUAUAAGAGUUGGUAUUCCUGGCUCAUCAACAGCUUCGUCAAUGGUGUUUAUGCCUUUGGCUUCCUCUUCAUGUUGCCCCAGCUCUUUGUGAAUUACAAGAUGAAGUCUGUGGCACACCUGCCCUGGAAGGCCUUUACCUACAAGGCUUUCAACACCUUCAUCGAUGACGUCUUUGCCUUUAUCAUCACCAUGCCUACGUCUCACCGGCUGGCCUGCUUCAGGGACGAUGUGGUGUUCUUGGUCUACCUUUACCAGCGGUGGCUUUAUCCUGUGGAUAAGAGCAGGGUGAAUGAAUACGGGGAGUCUUAUGAGUAGCAGCCCAAGUGGAAAUCCCACUCAGACUGAGCAUCUCAGCCCCGGCCUCCAGGCACCACAGCACAGUGCAGCCAGGGGUCGAUGAGUAUUCCUGGAGGCUUUGGGGAAUUCCUAGACAUCAUAUCUUCUGCAUUGCCAAAUCCUUCAGAGCGUUUCUCAAAAUCCCUGAGCAUCCUCUCCUUGUGUUUGGAAGAAACCACAGCACUUAACCAUGCCCCUACGUGAACUUGAAUCUUAGUGCUCGGUCAUCCAAGAGUGGCUCUCAGGGCAUGAGUGUCCCAUGGUGGCAGUGGACACUGAGUACACAGAGGUACGGAGGGUGACGGGUUUCCACUUCGUCGUGUUUAAGUGCUCCUUAUGUGAAUUUUACAUGCAUAUGGAAAAUUGUUCCGUAUGGACUCUGGGAUCAAAUGGCUCUUUUUUCCUUCUGUUUAAAAUUUGAUUGUUCAAAGCCUAAUGUAUGUUUGUUUCUAUUUUAAAAUAAAUUU